Messenger RNA from Mucor velutinosus, 1758 nucleotides. RefSeq names its product Ribonucleotide-diphosphate reductase (RNR), small subunit. Gene Ontology annotation, molecular function: catalytic activity. NCBI's taxonomy places the organism in Eukaryota, Fungi, Mucoromycota, Mucoromycetes, Mucorales, Mucoraceae. The transcript has 4 exons. The coding region runs from base 1 to 1758 and encodes 585 amino acids. The record is from RefSeq and is a predicted model, not a curated record.
AUGAAUACGAACAAACAAGCAGACACCAUGGAGCAGGCCAAUCAGACAACACCACUCGCUUCAGAGCAACCUGCUGCUCCUCCACAGGCAUUCGAAGCACCCGAGAUGUACGGACUGCCUCUCUUAUUGGCAGCCAAUGCCAUUGACUACAUUCCAUUUGUCAAGCUGAAAGUAGCUUCUGACGCACUCUUGUUCAAAUUGAGAGAACGCAACGACAUUGAGGACCAUCCCAUCACAUUGCCCAUUCCAUUUGAAUACAUCUCAUCGCCAAAGGAUGCCAAGUUUGACCAAGAUAUACCUAAAUUGGAUGCGGAGCUCAAGAGUGUAUCGCCCUUUCUCUCUUUCUGGGAUUAUCAUGAAGCCUACACGCAGUUCAAGACGACACCAACCGAGGUAGCUCACAAGAUGCUAACGGCAUUGAAAAAGAGUAGAAGCAUGAAUUGGAUGCGGUUCUCCGUGCAAGACAUUGUCCAGCAAGCAGAGGCAUCUACAGAGCGAUACAAGCAGCAACAUCCACUCAGUCAAUUGGACGGUGUCUUUGUCUCUAUCAAGGAGGAGAUGGAUAUUCAGGGCUUGGAGACCAAAGUAGGUACGAACUUUAUCAAUAGUGGUCAACCAGCCGUGGAAGAUGCGACUCUGGUAGGCAAGCUGAGACAGGCAGGUGCCAUCAUUGUAGGAUCUACUGUUAUGAAUGAGCUGGGGUGGGAUACCUUCUCGGUGAAUCCGAAUACAGGUAUGCCCAAGAAUCCUUACGGUACCUUGCAUUCAUGCGGUGGCUCCAGUGGUGGGUGUGGUGGCUGUGUUGCUGGUGGUCUGUUCCCUGUCAGUAUUGGCGCUGACGGUGGAGGAUCUGUGAGAAUCCCAUCUACCUUUUGUGGUCUGUACGGCCUCAAGACAACGUAUGCUCGCGUAUCAGCAAAAGGCGGCGCUACCGUUGAUCCUAGCCUGGGGAGUUAUGGUCCUCUAGCUGCUACAGCAGAUGACAUGGCUUUGACUUAUGCUAUCAUUGCGGGCCCUGACACGAAGGAUCCUACCACGUUGUUGCAGCCACCAGUGUCACUCAAGGACUACGACCAAAUAUUCGAUCUUUCUGAUCUCACAAUUGCUGUCUAUCCUGAAUGGGCACGCGGUAUGGUAGAUUCUGCUAUUCUGGAGAAGCUUGAUUUCUUCCAGAAUUACUUACAGCAACUAGGAGCCCGCAUUGUUGAAAUUGAGAUUCCUGAUCUUGACCUUACGGCUACAGCUCAUACUAUCACCAUUUGCAGCGAGAUGCUCAAUUUUGCUUCUCGUCAUGAACUAAAUCAUCGCAACUUUCUACCUCACACGCGUUUGAUGGCAGGCACCGCCAGCGCUUUGGAGGGCAGAGAUUAUGUUCGUGCUCAACAAGUACGCGGACGCAUGAUGAACCAUUUGCGACGCAUUUUCGAGGACCAGAAGAUUGACCUUAUCCUGUGUCCUUCUACUGCUAUCACUGCGCCUGAGAUUCCCGAAAAGGCUCACUCUUAUGGCAUGUCUAACGCUAAAAUGACAGUUCGAUCCAUGACCUUUGCUAUGCUGGCCAACUUGACCGGCAUCCCUGCUGUGUCUGUGCCUGCUGGUUUCAACGAGGGGAUGCCUAUCGGAUUGCAGUUCAUGUCGCGUUGGUGGAAUGAGGCUCUGUUGUGUAGAAUAGCCAAAACCUGUGAGCGUGUACCUGGCAUUGAGCGUAGGCGCCCAGAGGGAGCAAAUUGGUUUGGAGAUGAUUUAUUACCAAAUUAA